Messenger RNA from Trachemys scripta elegans, 1569 nucleotides. It is a transcript of the gene ZCRB1, whose product is annotated as zinc finger CCHC-type and RNA binding motif containing 1. NCBI's taxonomy places the organism in Eukaryota, Metazoa, Chordata, Testudines, Emydidae. Gene Ontology annotation, cellular component: U12-type spliceosomal complex. Gene Ontology annotation, biological process: mRNA splicing, via spliceosome. The transcript has 8 exons. Gene Ontology annotation, molecular function: RNA binding; zinc ion binding. The coding region runs from base 151 to 804 and encodes 217 amino acids. The record is from RefSeq and is a predicted model, not a curated record.
GUUUAUUUCUGACGUUCCCGGAAGGGCGCCGUAGGAGGAGUGGGGCUGAUGAGUCCGCUUUCAGCGCGCCCGCGGAAAGGAGGAAGCGGCUGGGAGUAAUGUCUUCCCGCCCCGCCUGAGCUGCUUCACCGGCAGCUCCGCGUGAGUAAAAUGAGUGGUGGGUUAGCACCAAGUAAAAGCACAGUGUAUGUGUCCAACUUGCCCUUCUCUCUGACCAACAACGACUUAUACAGGAUUUUUUCCAAGUAUGGGAAAGUUGUUAAAGUUACUAUUAUGAAGGACAAAGACACCAGGAAGAGUAAAGGAGUUGCAUUUAUUUUGUUUUUGGAUAAAGAAUCUGCACAAAACUGUUCUCGGGCGCUUAACAACAAACAAUUAUUUGGAAGAGUGAUAAAAGCAAGUAUUGCUAUUGACAAUGGAAGAGCAGCGGAAUUCAUCCGUAGACGUAACUACUUCGAUAAAUCUAAAUGUUAUGAAUGUGGGGAAACAGGACACUUAAGUUAUGCUUGUCCUAAAAAUAUGCUAGGAGAACGUGAGCCUCCAAAAAAGAAAGAAAAGAAGAAAAGGAAGAAAAUAGUUGAACCAGAAGAAGAACUUGAGGAAGAGGAAGAAAGCGAAGAUGAGGGUGAAGAUCCUGCCCUGGAUAGCCUCAGCCAGGCCAUAGCUUUUCAGCAAGCCAAAAUUGAAGAAGAGCAGCAAAGAUGGAAACAGACUGCAGGGGAACCUUCAACGUCUGACGAUUCGAGAAGACCACGGAUUAAAAAAAGUGCAUAUUUCAGUGAUGAGGAAGAAUUUAGUGACUGAUUUAUAUAUACGUAGAGAGAGUGUACAUUUGUACAGUAUUACAAAGCUGUCUGUAAUAUAGCUUUGUUUUAGAGUUAAAGAAAGUUGCUGCUAAAACUUGUGCUAUCAUAAAUUAAACAAAAAUACUAAUUUCUAAUGAUACUUCUAAUACAAUGUCUGGUUUCAAAUAUCAUGUUUCUGAAUUUUUAAUUUGAGUUUAGCAUCCUGAGUUAGACCUGGAUCCUUCAGCAUGUAACAUUGAGGCCUUAAUGUUUCAGCCCUGGGUAGAGGGACAAACCCAAGGCUUGUGCACCACUUAAGUUCUGUUUGCAAGUGGAGCUUGCUUUGGUCCGUCCUCAUGGGGCUGAAUUUCACCCUCAGUGACCAUUAUUCUAAAGUGUAGGCUGUUAUAAUAGGAUAACUGCAAAAUAGAAUCUAAAUUGCCAACUGCUAUGUUAUAACUUUAGUCAGUGUUUGUGAAACAAUUUAGCAACUUGCUGUUAUUUAAGAGGAACAUUAAAAGGCUUUAUUCUGUUUUUGUUCUGGAUCUAUGUACAGUUUUAGUAAUUAAUCAUUGCUUAUCCUAAAACUACUAUUGAAAAUACAAUCUUUCUGGGAAUCACAAAAGUUAAGUGAGAUGUGGUGUUUAGGAAUGUUGUUUACUGAAAAUCUCCAUGAGAAUUUUUUAAAAAUUGCUGGCAAUUUUAUUUUAAUGCAUUAGAGGAAUAUGUGUAUUUUUAAUGAAUGUUUUCUUUUUUUAAAUAAAUAUUUGAAGACUCUCAGUGG